Molecule: messenger RNA, 1208 nt
Organism: Photinus pyralis (common eastern firefly)
Lineage: Eukaryota; Metazoa; Arthropoda; Insecta; Coleoptera; Lampyridae
Product: developmentally-regulated GTP-binding protein 2
Exons: 4
Coding region: 71-1162 (363 amino acids)
Biological process (GO): cytoplasmic translation
Cellular component (GO): cytoplasm
Molecular function (GO): GTP binding; GTPase activity
Source: RefSeq, a predicted model, not a curated record
UGUGCGUCUUUAUCAAUUAAGCCAGAUCAUAUCAAUCAAAUAAAAAGAGACAAAACAUAACCAAAAAAACAUGGGUAUUUUGGAGAAAAUAUCAGAAAUUGAAAAAGAAAUCUCACGAACUCAAAAAAAUAAGGCCACCGAAUACCACUUAGGCUUACUGAAGGCGAAGCUAGCAAAGUACCGAUCGCAGCUACUAGAACCAUCGAAAAAAGGUGAUAAAGGCGAAGGGUUCGACGUCUUGAAAAGUGGAGACGCUCGAGUCGCACUUAUUGGUUUCCCAUCCGUCGGCAAAUCAACGUUACUGUCGACACUCACAAAAACUGAAAGUGAGACCGCCGCUUACGAGUUUACCACCUUGACGUGCAUACCGGGUGUAAUCGAUUAUAAUGGUGCCAACAUCCAAUUGCUCGACUUGCCCGGAAUUAUCGAAGGAGCCGCUCAGGGCAAAGGACGAGGUAGGCAAGUUAUUGCGGUGGCUCGUACCGCCGAUCUAGUUCUGAUGAUGCUCGACGCGACCAAGCAGGAUAUCCAGCGGCAGUUACUGGAGAAGGAGUUGGAAAGUGUAGGGAUUCGGUUGAACAAACAGAAACCGAACAUUUACUUCAAAAUUAAGAAAGGCGGCGGUCUCUCGUUUAAUUCGACUUGCAAUCUCACGAGGAUCGACGAAAAGUUAGUUCAGAUGAUCUUGCACGAAUACAAAAUCUUUAAUGCCGAAGUUCUGUUUCGUGAGGAUUGCACCGCCGACGAAUUAAUUGACGUCAUUUGUGCCAAUCGAGUCUACCUGCCUUGUCUGUAUGUUUAUAAUAAAAUCGAUCAAAUUUCCAUUGAGGAAGUUGAUCGAAUUGCACGACAACCGCAUAGUGUCGUAGUUAGUUGCAAUAUGAAGUUGAAUUUAGAUUACUUGUUAGAAACAUUGUGGGAGUAUCUGGCUCUGAUACGUGUGUAUACUAAGAAACCCGGGCAGCCUCCCGAUUUUAGUGAUGGCCUUAUAUUAAGAAGAGGUGCGAGUGUUGAGCACGUAUGUCAUGUGAUUCAUAGGAAUUUGGCUGAAGCAUUUAAGUACGCAUUGGUUUGGGGGACCAGCACCAAGUAUUCUCCUCAACGCGUCGGUAUUUCGCAUAUUAUGCAAGAUGAGGAUGUUAUACAAGUCGUUAAGAAGUAAUUUUUUCAGUGAUUUUUGUAAUGUAAAAUAAACUAUGUCAUUCUAA